This is a messenger RNA of Cyprinodon variegatus (sheepshead minnow), 1292 nucleotides long. Its product is annotated as mitochondrial intermembrane space import and assembly protein 40-like. Gene Ontology annotation, molecular function: protein-disulfide reductase activity. The transcript is spliced from 3 exons. Gene Ontology annotation, cellular component: mitochondrial intermembrane space. Lineage: Eukaryota; Metazoa; Chordata; Actinopteri; Cyprinodontiformes; Cyprinodontidae. The record is from RefSeq and is a predicted model, not a curated record. Gene Ontology annotation, biological process: protein import into mitochondrial intermembrane space. The coding region runs from base 157 to 627 and encodes 156 amino acids.
UCAUAAUCAAAGGGGCGGAGUCACCCCGGCGGCGGUGAAGGCGGUGUGACACCUGCUAGCUUUUCAAAUGAAACCUCUGUUGUUUAACAGAGUCUUUCGGUUCUGUAGUUUUUCAUCGAGGAGGACGGAGGUCCACGGAGAAAAACACCAGCAGACAUGUCGUACUGCAAACAGGAGGGUAAGGAUCGGAUCAUCUUCGUGACCAAGGAAGAUCAUGAGACCCCCAGCAACGCCGAGCUGAUAGCAGACGACCCUGAAGACCCAUAUGAGGAGCGGGGCCUUAUUUUGCCCAGCGGAGAGAUCAACUGGAACUGCCCCUGCCUGGGCGGCAUGGCCAGUGGACCCUGUGGCUCUCAGUUCAAGGAAGCGUUUUCAUGCUUUCACUACAGCAAAGAAGAGGUGAAAGGCUCCGAGUGCAUCGAACAGUUUCGAGGCAUGCAGGAGUGCAUGCAGAGAUACCCCGACCUCUACCCCCAGGACGAAGAUAAAGAAAACUCUUCCCAAGCUGAAUCGAGCUCUGCUGCUGAUGACAACUCUGCUCUCUUGCCUGAGAAUGACCCCACAACAGAGACAUCUGAAGUUUCUGGUGACAAAAUGUCAUCUACGGUUAAGCAGACGGCUAGCUAAAGCCACCACACCAUCACAGAGGGACUCUUAUUGAGAAAAAAAAAUAGAAGAACAUUGUGACUGAUUUUCUUUUGAGCAGUAAAAGCUGAUUAACUACCGACACAUUUGAAGCAGGGAUUUGAGUCAUCAGACUGGACCUGCAGCAGCAGGUUAUCUUGCUGUCAUUUUGGUUAUUGGAGCCCAUCACGAGCACACUAACCAAACCAAUAUCAGUUAAAGCUAAAAUGGCUUGAUAUUUUAUUUUUUUUUUUUACUACACAUGCUUUGAUGCGUAGCAUCAACAGUGUUUUUUGCCACUUGAAACCAAAAACAAGGAGAAGAUCAAGGCUGCUGUAAACCGUCUUGUGAUGUAGAUGUUCUGAUGUUUCUGUGCUCAUUGUCCAGCAGAAACGUCUAUCCCUGCAAAGUGCUGCAGGCAAGAAUUGUGUAGCUUCCUUAAAGUUUUUGCUGUCUAGACAAAAAGUCAUUAGUUGGUUGUUGAAAUGACCUUCAUAGUGUCUGUGAGUAAUACUGAUCUGUGUUGAACUGGACAACUUUUAUUUGUUUUCCACCAAUUGCUUCAAGGAAAAGUUCAUUACGUAUUGUCUAAUAUGUGUUUAUUAGUCCACAACAGAAGAAUAAAAAAAACAAUGAUAGGCCAGGACUUGACAUUUAGAUCAGGGAGC